UCGAUCUGAGUAGAGAUAUAGGUCUCCUAAUGGGGAAGCUAAUAGGAAGAUUAUUAGUGAAUCUAUGGCCUAUAUUCAUUUUUAAAUGGAAAUUCUAACGAAUAACAGUGCCGGUGCUAUUAUAUACAAUGCUGCUCUUUAAUAAAACCUCAUAGCUUUUUAAGAAGAAUUAUCGGUUGUAAUGUAUAUGCAUAAUACAACCAUUUUCGCUUUCAUAAAUUAUUCUAGCGUAUCAAAAAAAAAAGCUGUCGUAUGCUAUUGUGAUGUUCUAAAAGUUCUCACAUUUUUUAUUUAAGAAAAAUACAUUUAAUUUGUUCGUGUGUGUCACUAACAAUUGGUUUGAGAAGCAUGUCAAGUGAUUUCAUUCAAGAUCUUUUGUUACUUUGUUAUUUAAGACUUUACCAUUGCUGACCUAACGAGGCUACCUCUGAAUUUAAUUCACUCCGUAUUACAUAUUUUGUGUGUGUCUGUGAUGUGGAUAUUCAAUUACAUGAGAUUGAUAAAAUGAAAUGUUCCACACAUCAGAAGAAAUCAAUCAUGCUGCUUUUAUCUUUCAUAUGUGUCGUCUUUUUGCUCUAUGUUUUGAAUUGUAGGAGUAUGGUCAGUUAUAAUUUUCUUAACUAUAGAAUUUCAGACUCUACUUCUAUGUUAUCAGGUUUUCUUGAUGUUUUUCAAAGUAACUUUUCAUUCAACCAAACAACACCCUCAAGAAAUGAAACUUUACAAUUUAGAACCACGACACGUACACCUCAGUUUACAGGCCUUAAUUCUAGUGGAGAAUAUGAACAUGAUGGAUCUCUUGACGCAAGCUUCAAACUGUUAGGCCAACACCUAACUGAGUCACAUAGAAACACAAGUAGGUAUAAACCUAAGGUCAUAGUUCACAGUAGCAGACGAUAUGACGACGUUUGGACAACAGAAAACAAAACCACAGAGUACAGCAAUAAAACUUCUAGGGAGACUGACAAGAAUGUUUGUCCAGAGAAACCAAAAGAUUUAAUUGGUCUGAGAUUGGGAAAUUAUUCUCACGUGACCAAGUCUGAACUUAUUGAGGAGUUCACUCAGAUGGAACCUGGUGGUCAUCUUCGUCCACAAAACUGUACACCUGGACAGUCAGUGGCUAUCAUCAUACCUUACAGAAACCGCAACAGUCACCUGCUUGUUCUACUACACAAUCUGAUUCCUUUUCUGACAAGGCAAAAUGUUGACGUCACGUUCUUUGUUAUAGAACAGGCAGGUAACUCGACGUUUAACCGUGGCGCCCUGUUCAACGUUGGGUUUCUGGAGGCGGAGAAGUUUCACAGAUUUGACUGCUACAUUCUGCAUGACGUGGACAUUAUUCCCCUCAACGACCACAACCUGUACAGAUGUGGUGGGAACCCUCGACACUUUGCUGUGGCUUUAAACAAAUACAAUUACAACCUUCUUUAUUCGAAUUACUUUGGCGGUGUGGUAGGACUUCUUCGAAGCCAGUACCUUCAGGUGAACGGAAACUCAAAUCUAUAUAUUGGAUGGGGCGCAGAGGAUGAUGAUCUAUUAGUAAGAGUUAGAGCUAAAAAUCUGACAAUGGUUAGAUAUGACGUCAUGACAGCCCGAUAUGAUAUGAUUAAACACGAGCGAGACAAAGGCAAUGCAGAAAACCCGCUCAGGUUCGCUUUGUUAAAAAGUGCAGCUAGAAGACAGGAUGUUGAAGGUCUAAACACAGUGACCAAACACUAUCAGGUGCUGGACAUGAAGCCAGAGACACUGUACACCUGGAUCACUGUCUCACUCGACAACAGAGGGCUGCUAGAGGUGAGAUCUAUCUUGACUGCUCCUUCAUACACAAUGAAUGACAUGAAAGGUACCAAGUUGGUGAUGAAAGUAAGAUAAACAACAACAGCAACAACAAAAACACAAACCAUAAAAAAACAAAUUUUGAUAUCAUUAAUUAGAAGUAAACGUCAUUUGGACGUCAGUCAAAGUGCAAGAGAACGUUGUAUGAAAAAAAAUGUGUGUGUGUGUGUGUGUGUUAGGGUUGGUUAUGAGAACAUUGUUCCUAUAUUCUUAGACAUCAGCACGUAAUACGGCUGGUAUAAAAGUGGAGAUAUUUCAUUCAGAGGGUGGCAGAAUAACAUUGUGAUUCAAAUGCGAGGAACUUCUUUCCUUGGACUAAGUUCAUUAGUAUGUACCAUUUGCUUCCUAUUUGGUCAGAGUUUACAGACAGUGGAAUUUAUACUUAAAUUACGUCAUUAUUUUUGUGAAUAUUUUUUGUGACAAUUACUUGAUAGGAUGUGACUUGAUUAAAAGAUGGUUGUCAAUGUCCACUUCUUUCAA
Biomphalaria glabrata is the source of this 2316-nucleotide messenger RNA. Its product is annotated as beta-1,4-galactosyltransferase 2-like. The record is from RefSeq and is a predicted model, not a curated record. Gene Ontology annotation, molecular function: glycosyltransferase activity. Lineage: Eukaryota; Metazoa; Mollusca; Gastropoda; Planorbidae. The transcript has 9 exons. Gene Ontology annotation, biological process: carbohydrate metabolic process. Bases 505 to 1872 code for a protein of 455 amino acids.